Numida meleagris (helmeted guineafowl) is the source of this 4087-nucleotide messenger RNA. RefSeq names its product membrane metalloendopeptidase (gene MME). The coding region runs from base 1835 to 4087 and encodes 750 amino acids. Gene Ontology annotation, cellular component: plasma membrane. Gene Ontology annotation, biological process: amyloid-beta clearance; protein processing. Gene Ontology annotation, molecular function: metalloendopeptidase activity. The transcript is spliced from 23 exons. Lineage: Eukaryota; Metazoa; Chordata; Aves; Galliformes; Numididae. The record is from RefSeq and is a predicted model, not a curated record.
UUUUUCAAGGGCACUGAUUUAAUGAUGUUGUGUUCUUUCGCCAUUUUUUGGCUUAUGACUCUACAUCACCCGCUGAGUUUUGGUCCUAUAAAUUCACCGCGCAUUUCUUUCUGCCCGGUGGCUGCCUGUCAGGACGGAGAGUCCUCCAGGGAUCCCUGAGGGACAAACCCGCAGGAUCUCAGCACCACUGUCCUCUCUGAGAGCAGUAAGACAACUCGGGAGCGUCGCGAGGACAAACCGUGUGUUACAUUCUCCAAAGGUGAGGCUUUCAUUAUGUUUCCAGUUCUGGGGUGAAUUUUUCUGCUGUAAUUUUUGGGGUGGUUUUGCUUUUCUCUCAGCUUUGUGAAAUGAUGAAAGAUGAUGAAGUUGAGUAAGAAGAAACACUUAGAAUCUGACAGGAAAUAAUGCAAGCUGUGAUCUUCUCUCUGGUUCCUCUUGGCAUUGGGUGUACACCUUAUCAACUCAUAGAGUCUUUCCACUAAUAUAACGAGACCACAGAUCUUCCCUCUAAAAUCACGGGGCAUUAAAAAUAACUAAACACACUCUGGAUCUCAGUGACGAAUUUGUUGAAGCCGCUGAUAAGCAGAGCUUGAAGGUCACUGCCAGGAGGAGCUCGGCGCGCGCACCACCUACUGAAACGCCGCGGCCAGCUGACGCACACCGCGCUGGGUGGCAGGAGGACGGCGACGUGCCCGCCGCACCGGGCCGGCUGAGCAGCACCAUCUGCAGAACGCUGUCAGCAGUGGGAAGGUGCAGGGCUGGCCCGCAGCACUUCUGGGGAGGCUGUGCUGACUGGAGUAUCCCAGCUGUACGGAAGGCCCACGGCAUACUGUCAGCCAGCACAAGCUCUGCUUCUCUGAUUGCCUGCGGAGUGCAGAGAACGGGCUUUAGGCUGUUACGUUAGUUACGUGAUGGGAGUUUUCCCUGAAGAACGCCCAGACGGGAAUUACUGUAUUUGACUCACAAGUCAUACCUCCCUUAGACUGCAUAUAUAGAAAUAUAUAUACUCUGCUUUUCCAGGCACAAGGUUCUACAAGAGUGGAAACUCUCACGCUGUUUGUCAGGCCUGGCAGUUCUCUUUGGACUAUCUGAAGAUGAAUCAGGCAGUUAUACUUUUUUGAUUUACCUAAGGAUUCUGAAACAAGUCUUUCUCUUGCCAUUUUAGUUCAGUCCACGCACACUGCCUUCUGCUUUUCCAGUUUUGCUGUAAUUAAGGCUGCACGGUAGGCAUCCAGAUACAAGAUCACACAUACUCAUCUGCUCCUACGCUGGUUGGUAACAGUUUGCAUUGUUUGUGUCAAGGUAACUGUAGGAUAAAAGUGCUUCAUUUUCACGUUCUGUUCAGCUGAUACAAUAUUGCUCUCCCAUCUUCCUUGUGUGCGCUCUGCGGGUCAGUUGCUGUACAGUUCGAGACAGAAGUCAGCCCUUGGUUUCCAUUUUUUAUAAUGCUGGGGAAGGCUGUGCCUCUCAAGCUGCAGAUGUUUCAGUGCACGCAGUUCUUACUGAAAGAUUUCAGAACUUUUGGUUGUCAUUUCUGCCUUAGAGGCGAAAUAGGUGCCUUUAGGAACGCAGCAAAAGUGAGUGUGAUAUCUGAUUCGAGAGAGAGGAUGUGAGAAACUCAUCUUGCUUCAUCUGGCGUUUGCCACUAUAUUAGUAAAAGUGAAACUUAAUAAACAUAAAACUUAGUAAGAAUGAGAGAAGUAUCUUUUCGUAUUGGUUGGCUGGUAAAUCUGGUGAUCGCUCAGGGCUGUCUCUUCGUGCGAGAAGUUGCAGCUGCCUUUCUUGUGAGAGGAAAGUGAAUGAGGAUAUAAGAUCUCGCAGAGGACACUGGGUUAUGGGCAAGUCAGAAAGUCAGAUGGAUAUAACUGAAAUGAAUACUCCAAAACCAAAGAAGAAACUGCGAUGGAGUGGCCUGGAGAUAGGGCUAACUGUUGUAGUGAUUCUGCUUGCUAUCGUGGCAAUCACAAUGAUAGUCCUGUACGCUACAUACGAUGAUGGGGUUUGCAAGACAUCAGACUGCAUAAAGUCAGCAGCCCGAAUCAUUGAGAACAUGGACACCAGUGCAGAGCCUUGCAAUGAUUUUUACCAAUAUGCCUGUGGAGGAUGGCUUAAGAGGAACGUCAUUCCAGAAACCAGCUCCCGUUAUAGUAACUUUGACAUUUUAAGAGAUGAACUAGAAGUUGUUCUGAAAGAUGUCCUCGACACACCAAGCAGCGAUGAUAUAACAGCAGUGCAGAAGGCAAAAACGCUGUACAGAUCGUGCAUAAAUGAAACAACCAUUGAUAGCAGAGGUGGAAUGCCUUUAAUCAGUCUCCUGGCAAAUUUAUCUGACUGGCCUGUAGCAACAAAUAACUGGGAGUCUUCCUAUGGUGCUGCUUGGACAGCUGAGACUGCUAUUGCACAGCUGAACUCCAGAUAUGGGAAAAAGGUCCUUAUUAAUUUUUUCGUCGGCACAGACGAUAAGAAUUCCACAACACAUAUUAUCCACAUUGAUCAACCAGGGCUUGGCCUACCUUCUCGUGACUACUACGAAUGCACAGGUGCAUACCAAGAGGCAUGUUCUGCCUACGUCGAUUUCAUGAUUUCUGUAGCUAAACUAAUCCUGCAAGAAAGAAAUAUUUCUUUCAACGAGACUCAGAUUUCUGAAGAAAUGAAAAGAGUCAUGGACCUGGAGAAGGAGAUUGCUAAUGCAACAACGAAGUCUGAAGAUAGAAAUGAUCCACUUCUGCUGUACAACAAAAUGACGCUGGCACAACUCCAGAACAACUUUUCAUUGGAAAUAAAUCACACGGCGUUCAACUGGUCAAAAUUCAUAAAUAAUAUAAUGUCAACCGUACAAAUUGAUGUUGAGAAUACAGAACACGUGGUUGUUUAUGACCCAGAAUACCUUACCAAGCUGAAGUCUAUUCUCAAUAAGUACACUCCCAGAGAACUUCAGAACUACAUGAUCUGGCGAUUCGUAAUGGACCUCGUAAACAGCCUCAGCCGGAACUACAAGGACACCAGGAAUGCUUUUCGUAAGGCGCUGUAUGGCACCACGUCAGAAACUGCUGUUUGGCGUCGCUGCGCCAACUACGUCAACGGCAACAUGGAGAAUGCAGUGGGACGCCUGUAUGUGCAGGAAGCCUUUGCUGGGGACAGUAAACACGUGGUGGAGGAAAUGAUUGCAGAUAUACGUAGUGUUUUUAUACAAACUUUAGAUGAUCUCACCUGGAUGGAUGCAGAAACCAAAAAGAAAGCAGAGCAAAAAGCAACAGCAAUUAGAGAGAGGAUUGGUUAUCCAGAUGAGAUCAUGACAGAUGACAAUAAGCUGAACAGUGAGUACCAGGAGCUGAACUACAAAGAAGAAGAAUACUUUGAAAACAUCAUUCAAAAUUUAGUAUUUACCCAGAAGAAAAGACUGAAAAAGCUUAGAGAAAAGGUGGACAAAGAGGAGUGGAUAAGUGGAGCUGCUGUUGUCAAUGCUUUUUAUUCUGCAAGUAGAAAUCAGAUAGUCUUCCCUGCUGGCAUUUUGCAGCCCCCUUUCUUCAGUGCAUCUCAGCCCAAAUCUCUAAACUAUGGUGGCAUAGGCAUGGUCAUCGGACACGAAAUCACACAUGGUUUUGAUGACAACGGCAGAAAUUUCAAUGAGAAUGGAGACCUCGUAGACUGGUGGACUGAAGAAUCUGCACGCAAUUUUAAGAACUUAUCGCAGUGCAUGGUGUACCAGUAUGGAAACUUCUCAUGGGACCUAGCAGGUGGACAGCAGCUGAGUGGAAUCAACACACUAGGAGAAAACAUUGCUGAUAAUGGCGGUGUUAGACAAGCAUAUAAGGCCUAUGAGAACUUUGUGAAAAAGAAUGGGAAAGAAAAACUUCUCCCUGGCCUGGACAUGAACCAUCAGCAGCUGUUUUUUCUGAACUUUGCGCAGGUAUGGUGUGGAACAUACAGACCAGAAUAUGCUGUGAACUCCAUCAAAACUGACGUGCACAGCCCAGGCAAAUUCAGGGUCAUAGGAUCAUUGCAAAACUCUCCGGAGUUCUCUGAAGCCUUUUCAUGCACCACGAAAAGCUACAUGGAUCCUGCUAAAAAAUGCCGAGUUUGGUGA